This is a messenger RNA of Anas platyrhynchos (mallard), 1112 nucleotides long. It is a transcript of the gene SLC25A20, whose product is annotated as solute carrier family 25 member 20. Gene Ontology annotation, cellular component: mitochondrial envelope. The record is from RefSeq and is a predicted model, not a curated record. Lineage: Eukaryota; Metazoa; Chordata; Aves; Anseriformes; Anatidae. Gene Ontology annotation, biological process: carnitine transmembrane transport; mitochondrial transport. Gene Ontology annotation, molecular function: O-acyl-L-carnitine transmembrane transporter activity.
CGGGGCGGCGGGGGCGGCGCUCGCUCGGCGGGGACGGAACGGCCCGGCCCGGCCCCGGCUCUGCCUCAAGCCCCGCCGCCACCGCCUCCUCCUCCUCCUCCACAAGCCGCCGCCGCCGCCGCCAUGGCCGAGCAGCCGCAGCCCAUCAGCCCCGUGAAGAAUUUCUUCGCCGGCGGCUUCGGCGGCGUGUGCCUGGUGUUCGUGGGGCACCCGCUGGACACCAUCAAGGUCAGGCUGCAGACCCAGCCCAAGCCGCAGCCCGGGCAGCCCCCGCUCUACUCUGGGACCUUCGACUGCUUCAGGAAGACUCUGGUUGGAGAGGGAAUCCGAGGCUUGUACAGAGGAAUGGCAGCUCCGAUUAUCGGAGUGACCCCCAUGUUUGCUGUGUGCUUCUUUGGAUUUGGCUUGGGAAAAAGACUCCAGCAGAGAAAACCUGAUGAUGUUUUGACAUAUCCUCAGCUGUUUGCAGCUGGCAUGCUGUCGGGAGUGUUCACAACAGUGAUUAUGGCUCCAGGAGAGAGAAUCAAGUGCCUUUUACAGAUCCAGGCAGCUACAGGUGAAACUAAAUACACUGGCUCUUUGGACUGUGCAAAACAGCUGUACCGCGAGGCUGGGAUUCGCGGCGUGUACAAGGGGACAGUGCUCACCCUCAUGAGAGAUGUUCCAGCCAGUGGAAUGUACUUCAUGACGUACGAAUGGCUGAAGAACAUUCUGACCCCUGAGGGAAAGAGUGUGAGUGACCUCAGUGCGCCGAGGAUCCUCUUUGCUGGGGGCUUGGCUGGGAUCUUCAACUGGGCAGUGGCCAUUCCACCAGAUGUGCUCAAGUCCCGUUUCCAGACCGCUCCUCCAGGAAAAUACCCAAAUGGCUUUAGAGAUGUACUGAGAGAGCUUAUCAGAGAGGAGGGAGUUGCAUCUCUCUAUAAAGGCUUCACAGCUGUCAUGAUCAGGGCAUUUCCUGCUAAUGCGGCAUGUUUCCUUGGUUUUGAAGUUGCUAUGAAGUUCCUUAACUGGAUUGCACCAGGUCUAUGAAGACUGGAAAUCAGAGAGGAUAAGGAAGAGAGUACGAGUCUGCCUCAAAGGAAUAAAUGAAUGAUCACUUGAAGUUUCAGGAA